This is a messenger RNA of Botrytis porri, 477 nucleotides long. RefSeq lists its product as uncharacterized. The record is from RefSeq and is a predicted model, not a curated record. NCBI's taxonomy places the organism in Eukaryota, Fungi, Ascomycota, Leotiomycetes, Helotiales, Sclerotiniaceae. Bases 1 to 477 code for a protein of 158 amino acids. The transcript has 2 exons.
AUGCCCCGGCGACCCUACCAAAUCUCAACCCCUCAAAACAGAUGGUCCAUAUAUCCCUCCCUCCACGAUAGCGUCGCCCGCCUCCUGGCAGAGCACAAUCUCCAUUUCGGAUUCCACCCCACCGACGAUGCUAUCAGCUGUACCAAAGAAUACGACACGAACAUCAUGGGUAAAUUCACGUGUCACAACCGUGCAUGCACUUCUCAUGGAUGGUCGAGUAAGAAAAUCGCAAUCACGAUACGGGGAGAAUACAAUGGGAGAGUAUAUCAUCAGCGCUGCAAGAGCUGCAAUACGCUCAGCAAACCGAUUUUGGAUGACUCGUAUACGGAGAGAAUAGCGUAUCGCAUUAAGAAGUGGAAUGGGAUUGAGAUGGAUAGGCCGGUGUACUCUGGGACUGGAAAGAGCAACGGUCCUCAUAAUGCGGAUUUGUGUGAGGGAUGUAAGGAGGGUCGUUGUGGUGCGUUUGAUGGUGAUUGA